AUGGCAGCCGAGUCAUUGCCUUUUUCCUUCGGGACACUGUCCAGCUGGGAGCUGGAAGCCUGGUAUGAGGACCUGCAGGAGGUGCUGUCCUCAGAUGAAAAUGGGGCUACCUAUGUUUCACCCCCUGGAAACGAGGAAGAAUCAAAAACUUUUACCACUCUUGACCCUGCCUCUCUGGCUUGGCUAACUGAGGAGCCAGGACCAGCAGAGGUCACGAACACCUCCCAGAGCCCUCGCUCUCCUGAUUCCAUUCAGAGCUCCCUGGCUCAGGAGGAAGAAGAGGAAGACCAAGAAAGACCCAGGAAGCGGAAACAGAGUGGCCAGUCUCUAGCUGGAGCUGGAAAGCAACGCAUGAAGGAGAAAGAACAACAGAAUGAGAGAAAAGUGGCACAGCUAGCUGAAGAGAAUGAACGGCUCAAGCAGGAAAUCGAGCGCCUGACCAGGGAAGUGGAGGCGACUCGCCGAGCUCUGAUUGACCGAAUGGUUAAUCUGCACAAAGCGUGAACGGUUGGAACCAUCACUUCCCCCCUCAGGCUAUUACCUACCUUUUGUGGAAGUGGCUGCUGACCAUCUUCUCAUCAGUGCCAAAUGAUGUGACCCUCGACCCCAUCUAUUCAGUAGGGGGAAAGCUUGGGGUAGACAACAGGAAAGGGUCUCAGCAUGUAUAUAGAGAUUGUACAUUUAUUUAUUACUGUCCAUAUCCAUUAAAGUGACUUCCUAUGA
Neofelis nebulosa (Clouded leopard) is the source of this 723-nucleotide messenger RNA. RefSeq names its product DNA damage inducible transcript 3 (gene DDIT3). Gene Ontology annotation, biological process: intrinsic apoptotic signaling pathway in response to endoplasmic reticulum stress; ER overload response; positive regulation of intrinsic apoptotic signaling pathway. Gene Ontology annotation, molecular function: transcription factor binding; RNA polymerase II cis-regulatory region sequence-specific DNA binding; DNA-binding transcription activator activity, RNA polymerase II-specific. Gene Ontology annotation, cellular component: CHOP-C/EBP complex; CHOP-ATF3 complex; cytoplasm. Lineage: Eukaryota; Metazoa; Chordata; Mammalia; Carnivora; Felidae. The record is from RefSeq and is a predicted model, not a curated record. Bases 1 to 504 code for a protein of 167 amino acids. The transcript has 2 exons.